Molecule: messenger RNA, 3025 nt
Organism: Labeo rohita (rohu)
Lineage: Eukaryota; Metazoa; Chordata; Actinopteri; Cypriniformes; Cyprinidae
Gene: mafa
Product: v-maf avian musculoaponeurotic fibrosarcoma oncogene homolog a (paralog a)
Exons: 1
Coding region: 390-1376 (328 amino acids)
Biological process (GO): regulation of transcription by RNA polymerase II
Cellular component (GO): nucleus
Molecular function (GO): RNA polymerase II cis-regulatory region sequence-specific DNA binding; DNA-binding transcription factor activity, RNA polymerase II-specific
Source: RefSeq, a predicted model, not a curated record
AGUUCAAAAACACUGUCUCUCAGCUCGAUCCGUGUUCACUUCCUUCACGUUACACUCACCCGUUUGACCACGAUGAUGAUGAUGAUGAUGAUGAUGAUGAUGCCUGCUCACGAGGACUCUCCCAAGUGUUAAAUGUUUGAAAUCCAGGGCCGAAAUUCACGUGCAGACAGAGGAGAAAGAGAUCCGAUGCAUCCUUGCAGCAGGCAGUGCCAAGGAGAGCUCGUAAUCUGGAGUUAGGAGCGCAGUGAAAAAAGUCCUGUGCGGUCCGCCUGUUUUCCUGCUAAGAGUAAAGCAUUUUAAACAUCAGCAAGCUGGCUCACUGUCUCCCGACCCAGCCCGCUUUGACAGCUGCGCUUCACCCGCUCUGGAGGACGGUCGGCAGCAAGAGGAUGGCAUCAGAGCUGGCACUGAGCAGCUCCGACCUGCCCACCAGUCCCCUGGCCAUGGAAUAUGUUAAUGACUUCGAUCUGAUGAAGUUUGAGGUGAAGAAAGAGCCACUGGAGCCCGAUCGCAGCAUCAGCCAGUGCAGCCGCCUGAUCGCCGGGGGCUCCCUGUCUUCCACCCCGAUGAGCACGCCCUGCAGCUCGGUGCCCCCUUCCCCAAGCUUCUCGGCGCCCAGCCCGGGCUCCGGGAGCGAGCAGAAGGCGCACCUGGAGGAUUUCUACUGGAUGACCGGCUACCAGCAGCAGCUCAACCCGGAGGCGUUGGGCUUCAGUCCCGAGGACGCGGUCGAAGCGCUGAUCAGCAGCACGCAUCAGCUCCAGAGCUUCGACGGCUAUGCUAGAGGGCAGCAGUUCAGCGGCGCCGGCGGGCCGGGGGGCGCCGUGGCCGGGGAGGAGAUGGGAUCCGCCGCCGCGGUGGUGUCCGCAGUCAUCGCCGCCGCUGCAGCUCAGAACGGGGCACCUCACCACCACCACCAUCACAGCCACCACCACCACCACAGCCACCACCAGCAGCACCAAAGCCCCGGGGUGCAGUCCAGCGGCAACUCGUCCGCCACCCACCACCAGCACUCCCACCUGGACGACCGCUUCUCGGACGAGCAACUCGUGACGAUGUCCGUGCGGGAGCUCAACCGGCAGCUGCGCGGCGUCAGCAAAGAGGAGGUGAUCCGACUCAAACAGAAGAGGAGAACCCUGAAAAACAGAGGCUAUGCCCAGUCGUGUCGCUACAAGAGGGUGCAGCAGAGGCACGUGCUGGAGGGCGAGAAGACCCAGCUCAUGCAGCAGGUGGACCACCUCAAACAAGAGAUCUCCAGACUGGUUCGGGAGAGGGACGCGUACAAGGAGAAGUACGAGAAGCUCGUGAGCAGCGGCUUCCGAGAAAACUCGUCGAGCAGCGACAACAACCCCUCGUCCCCGGAGUUUUUCAUGUGAGUUCCCUAAAAAGCCUAAGAAAGAAAUCGAUAAAGGGUUUUUUUUUUUUUGUUUUAAGUUUUGGGGGUUGUUAGACCAAGGCUGACAACGUUUUUUUAAAGAAGUUCGUCUUGAGUUUGGGGGGCUUGUUGUGCAACCAAACAGAUUUCCCCCCGUCAUAUGCAUUUAUAUUAUUUUCGAAUAAGUUAAUAUUUUGAUGUGUAUGCACAUACACUCACCAUAUUGACUGUCAUUCACCUUUUACUUUUUUUAUAAAGAAAGUUUGCUAUUUUUAUUUUUCAUUUACAUAUAUUUUUUGCUCUUUUGCCAAAGUCAGAGGAUUUUUCCCCCAUUAUCAUCUCAUGCCUUCUGCUUGCUGUUUUGUGACUUUACAUGAGAAUCUAUAGACGAUAUAAAGAGACAUGCCAUUGAAGUGCCUGCAUGCUGGACAUGUAUGGUCUUUUUGUUUUCCUUUAUUUCCUCUCCGUUUUUUAUGCGCUUAAAGUGAACUUCUUCCGGGAAAAGAACUUCUGCUCAGCAUGGCGUACAUACAUUUCUUUUAUUUCCCGAUCACUUUUUUGGAGUACGGACUAAAAAAGUGAAAGGAGCAUCAUGCCAUCAUCCUGCCCAUGAAAAAGUUGAUCCAUGCAGUUUCCAUACAGUUAAUUCUCUUUUGAGAGCCAACGGGAAGCAGUGUUGCAGGGGAGAGAACAAGGACCUGGUUUCUAAAAGGAAUUCUCCCUCUGGGACUUAAACAGUAUUGUUGCUCGAAGCGGUUUGUGUAUUUAAUGUCAAACCUUUGCAUUUUGAUAACUCUGAAAUGAACUACUUUUUUUUGUUUUCCUUUUGCAUCAUGUAAGAACAUUUCGAGGUAGCCCAUGCCACAGGUUGACACGGAGAAGGUGACUUAGAGUUUAGAUGUUGCCUGAUCGUUUUGUUAGACGUUUGGGGAAGCUCCAAGUUUGCGUACAGCUGGAUUUUUAUCAUGCGUAACUUGAGCUUUUUGCAGCAUGUACUUGCGAUGAAAACAACAGUUUGACAGUCGUCGUUCCUGUUGUAGCCUGCCAUUUACUGUUUUUUAAAACCAAAGUAUUAAAAAGUAGAAUUUCAAGUCAACAUGGAAAAUCAUGCAUUCAGAAAAAAAAAACAAAAAAAAAAAAUGUCUGAUAUAAAAUCUGACCUAUCUGGAAUGAGUUGCACUAAAUGUAGCUUAUAGCAAAUUAUAUGUCACGUAUUGGAAUCUAGAACGCUAAUUUAAAAGGCACCCGUCAUGGCUUUGCUGAAAACUAAAGGAUAUAAUCUUAUUUAGAUAUAUAUUGUCAAGCAGGACUCGAUUCUUUUUCUUUCUUUCUUUCUUUCUUUCUUUCUUUCUUUCUUACUUUUUAUUUUGUUAAUAAAUGCAUUAUUUACAUGGCAAUAAUGUAGUAAUCAAUAUUAAAAUGUCUGGACAUUGUUUUAUGGUCAGGGAUUGAUACCCUGCUUGUAUAAAAUCAGGAUAUACCAUUCAUCAAUAAAUUCUUAAAACUAUGUUAAUUAUUAUUUUUUUUUUCAUAUAUAUUUUGCUGUGCAAAAUUAUUUUACCCACUAACCAUAUGUGAUGUUCAUAUAUGCUUAUUUUCAUUUCAUACAAUUCUAUGAUAUGCAAUAAAAUGCGGUUUGGGCCACUUAAA